UGGUCCCCAAGAGAGUCACUUUCUGCUGCCAUUUCAAGUGCAAUAUACUCAUGUGAUGGUCUACUGGUAUUUUCCGGAUUCCGUGAUGGUGCUAUUGGAAUUUUUGAUGCGGACAGUUUGAGGCUUCGAUGUCGGGUUGCUGCCUCUGCUUACAUAUCUUCCUCUGUUGCCAGGUAUGCUAAAGUGCCAUGGGUUUUUGGCACUUCAAUGGUUAGAGCAUGUCAUUUGUUUCAAGGACUUGUUGAGACCAACUGUGGCACUGCCUUUCCUGUGGUGAUUGCCGCCCACCCAUCUGAUCCCAACCAAUUUGCUCUCGGGAUGAGUGAUGGUGCAGUUCAUGUGAUCGAGCCAUCUGACGCGGAGCCAAAGUGGGGUGGUUCAGCUCCUCAAGAAAAUGGAACUCUACCUUCGGUUCCCUCGAAUUCUGCGCUGAAUAGCCAGCCAUCCGAAACCCCUUCUAGGUGA
This is a messenger RNA of Ilex paraguariensis (yerba mate), 465 nucleotides long. Lineage: Eukaryota; Viridiplantae; Streptophyta; Magnoliopsida; Aquifoliales; Aquifoliaceae. The record is from the annotation of a GenBank genome assembly.